UGCUCUGUGUGGAGACAUCGCUAAACAGGUCGUCCUGCAGACUUUCAAAUCGACGGGCAGCUUUGAGUUGAUUUUUGCUCCGACAGCCAUCGGCCAUGAAAACUCGCCUGGUCCGUGCUGCUACUGGAAAGUAAGAUGACUCGCAAAGCUAUUCUGUACUGCAUUUUUUGUGUGGCCAUAGCGGUUGCAACAGACAUCACUCUAUGCACAACCAGUGGUCGGAUUUCUGGAGCCGUUGAACCGACAUGGGGCAUACCGAUCGCCCGCUUCCUCGGCAUUCCGUACGCCAAACCUCCCUUAGGUUCACUUCGGUAUCGACCGCCUGAACCAGCUACACCGUGGCAAGGAAUUCUAGAAACGAAAGAAUUUCGUGCUGCUUGCGCUCAAGCCAACGGAUCCUAUCCGCCUGACAUUCCCUGGCUUGUUGACAAGAGAAUUGUGAGUGAAGAUUGCUUGUUUCUCAACAUCUGGGUCCCACAGACGCGCACCAAGACGAAAUCAAUUUUGAUAUGGAUCCACGGCGGUGGCUUCCGUACUGGUACGCCAUCGACGGAGCUGUACAACGGAAAGCUGUUGGCAGCUGUGGGAGACAUUAUGGUAGUAAGCGUGGCGUAUCGUCUUGGCAGUUUGGGUUUUCUCCACACUGGGGAGGACAGUUCACCCGGAAAUUACGGCCUGUUAGACCAGGAGCUAGCUAUUCACUGGAUACGGAACAAUGCAGAAGUAUUUGGAGGUGACAGGUCUUCAAUAACCUUAUACGGCGAAAGCGCGGGCUCUGCCGCCGUAGGUCUUCAUCUUCUGGCGACACGAAAUGCAGGAAUUGUACGUCGUGCCAUUAUGGCGAGCUGGAGUCCUUACGGGCUAAUACCACCACAGAACGAAAUUGGACGCCAGUUGGCCACAACGCUGGCGAACGCCGUCGGAUGCGAGCUGGACGGGGACGACUGGAUCAAGGUCGUGUCAUGCCUACGGUCAGUUUCAAUUGAAGCCAUUUUACGAGCAGAAGACGUGCAGUACCCUCACGAUACCUUUACUUUCACGCCCUCGUACGGCGACAGCUACUUACCACUGUCAUUUCUGGAAACACUUCGGGACCCGAAGCUCAUCCCUAUUGAUGCCUUGCUGAUCGGCGUAAAUGCACAGGAAGGAAGCACACUCCUCUACAACAAAGACCCGGAACGUUUCAACAUGAACAAUGAACCUGAAGGAUUGACCUACUCUGAGGCUCUCGCGUUGCUUGCUUGCCCCUACUAUCCUUGCUUGCCAAAAGCUUUGCAAAAUGCCACGACCGGCAAUUUUAAGGCUAACGUCCAGCACGGAGAAGGAAUCCUUCAGUCGCUGAUAAACGCUGUUGGCGACCUAAUUACGUGCCCAACAGAGUUUUUUGCGGAAGCAUACGCAAAACUAAACUGCCCAGUCUACUUCUAUGUGUUCGACCACCGGUCAGUGAAAAGUCGCUUGCCUCCGUGGAUGGGCACAGCGCACUUCACCGAGCUCCAGUACACCUUCGGUAUGCCGUUUCGGUUUCCAGAGCGCUACACAGAUCUCGAUCGGGAGCAGAGUAUGCUAAUGAUGAAUCUUUUCACGCACUUCAUCAACACAGGAAGGCCGAUCUUACCAGAUGGCUCCGAAUGGCCCACUUACACGAAGGAAGACCCUUAUCAUGUAAGACUCCAUGCUGGCAACACCAGCAUCGGUAGCGCGUUCCAUGAAAAUGGGUGUCGACUUAUCCGCGCAGCUGACAUUUUACUCGGCCUCAUAAAACCAUGACAAGCUCAGAAAAGAGAGAGUCUGGAAAUAAGAUUUGCACGCGUAUGUCUUACUGCGUUCAUUCGCCGCAUGAAAUUACCGCAACGUCAUCGGCCGCUCUCAGCCAAUUAUUUUGCGGGUAUUCCGUGUUCUUCAUACCCAUCUAUUUCUCCGAUUGUUCCUUGCUCUUCUAAUAAACAAAUGAGGCGGUCAGAGUUGCUGUGUUGCGUCCAAUAGUCGAAGAUGUGGAGAUAUGGAGCACGCGUGGUAUAGCUGUGGAUGGAUGGAUGAAUAAAGAAUCCCUUUACAUGAC
This is a messenger RNA of Ornithodoros turicata, 2062 nucleotides long. RefSeq names its product acetylcholinesterase-like. Bases 136 to 1770 code for a protein of 544 amino acids. Gene Ontology annotation, cellular component: plasma membrane. Gene Ontology annotation, molecular function: acetylcholinesterase activity. The transcript is spliced from 2 exons. The record is from RefSeq and is a predicted model, not a curated record. Lineage: Eukaryota; Metazoa; Arthropoda; Arachnida; Ixodida; Argasidae. Gene Ontology annotation, biological process: acetylcholine catabolic process; choline metabolic process.